Messenger RNA from Hipposideros armiger (great roundleaf bat), 3158 nucleotides. RefSeq names its product mediator of RNA polymerase II transcription subunit 24-like. Gene Ontology annotation, molecular function: transcription coregulator activity. The record is from RefSeq and is a predicted model, not a curated record. Gene Ontology annotation, cellular component: mediator complex. Gene Ontology annotation, biological process: positive regulation of transcription initiation by RNA polymerase II. Lineage: Eukaryota; Metazoa; Chordata; Mammalia; Chiroptera; Hipposideridae.
UCCGAAUCUCCUCUCCCCUUCUCUAGCUCGAUUUCUCCAACCUCAGAGCUGACUGCCAUCAGCCCCGCCUUCUCAGAGUGAAAUCAUGAAGAUGGUGAACCUGAAGCAGGCCAUUUUGCAAGCCUGGAAGGAGCGAUGGAGUGACUACCAGUGGGCAAUCAACAUGAAGAAAUUCUUUCCCAAAGGAGCCACCUGGGACAUUUUCAACCUAGCAGAAGCACUACUGGAGCAGGCCAUGAUUGGACCUUCCCCCAAUCCUCUCAUCCUGUCCUACCUGAAGUAUGCCAUUAGUUUCCAGAUGGUGUCCUACUCCUCGGUCCUCACAGCUAUCAGUAAGUUUGAUGACUUUUCCCGGGACCUGUGUGUCCAGGCUUUGCUGGAUAUCAUGGACAUGUUUUGUGACCGAUUGAGCUGUCAUGGCAAAGCAGAGAAGUGUAUUGGGCUGUGCCGGGCUCUUCUCAGCGCCCUCCACUGGCUGCUGCGCUGCACUGCAGCCUCUGCGGAGUGGUUCCAGGAGGGUCUGGAGGCUGGCACUCUGGCUGCUGGGGAGAAGCAGCUUGCCAUGUGCCUACAGCGCCUGGAGAAGACCCUCAGCAGCACCAAGAACCGGGCCCUGCUCCACAUCGCCAAACUAGAGGAGGCCUCCUCCUGCACAGCCAUUGAGCAUUCUCUCUUGAAGCUUGGAGAGAUCCUGGCCAAUCUCAGCAACCCCCAACUCCGAAGCCAGGCUGAGUAAUGUGGCACACUCAUUCAGAGCAUCCCCACCAUGCUGUCUGUGCACUCGGAGCAGCCGCACAAAACUGGCUUCCCCACAGUCCAUGCACUGGUCCUGCUUGAGGGCACCAUGAACCUGACAGGCGAGACACAGCCCCUGGUGGAACAGCUGAUGAUGGUGAAACGCAUGCAGCAUAUCCCCACCCCACUUUUUGUCCUGGAGAUCUGGAAAGCUUGCUUUGUGGGGCUCAUCGAGUCUCCUGACGGUACAGAGGAGCUCAAGUGGAUAGCUUUCACCUUCCUCAAGAUUCCACAAGUUUUGGUGAAAUUGAAGAAAUACUCUCAUGGGGACAAGGACUUUACCGAGGACGUCAAUUGUGCUUUUGAGUUCCUGCUGAAGCUUACACCCUUGCUGGACAAAGCUGACCAGCGCAGCAACUGUGACUUUACAGACUUCCUACUCCAAUAAUGUAGGAAGCAGGAUCUUUUGUCUGAAGCCAGUGUGAACAACCUUAUGGCCAAGCGUGCAGCAGACCGGGAGCAUGCACCCCAGCCAAAAUCAGGAGAAAAUGCCCACAUCCAGCCCAAUCCUGGGCUGAUCUUCCGAGCGGAGCCCACUGUCACCAAUAUCCUCAAGACGAUGGAUGCAGACCACUCCAAGUCCCCGGAGGGGCUGCGGGGCCACAUGCUGUCUGGGAAGAGUCUGGACUUGUUGCUGGCUGCAGCUGCUGCCACUGGGAAGCUUAAGUCCUUCGCUCAGAAAGUCAUCAAUUUGAAUGAAUUCAUGACACAUGGCAGUGAAGAAAGCACCAAAGCAGCCUCAGUUCGAGCCUUGCUCUUUGACAUCUCCUUCCUCAUGCUGUGCCACAUGGCCCAGACCUAUGGCUCAGAGGUGAUUCUGUCUGAGUCGAGCACAGGAGCAGAGGUGCCCUUCUUUGAGACCUGGAUACAGACCUGCAUGCCUGAGGAGGGCAAAAUCCUGAACCCUGACCACCCCUGCUUUCGGCCUGACUCUACCAAAGUGGAGUCCCCAGUGGCCCUGCUCAACAAUUCCUCAGAGAUGGCGCUGGUGCAGAGGAAUUGGCCCGAAGCUUGUCUCAGCAUUUCAGCGGCCAUCUUGGAAAUCCUCAAUGCUUGGGAGAAUGGGGUACUAGCCUUUGAGUCCAUCCAGAAAAUCACAGAUACUAUCAAGGGAAAGGUGUGCAGUCUGGCAGUGUGCGCCGUGGCUUGGCUUGUGGCCCACGUGCGGAUGCUGGGGCUAGAUGAGCGUGAGAAGUCGCUGCAGAUGAUCCGCCAGCUGGCAGGGCCACUGUACAGUGAGAACAGUGAGAACACCCUGCAGUUCUACAAUGAGAGGGUGGUGAUCAUGAGCUCCAUCCUGGGGCAUAUGUGUGCCGACGUGCUGCAGCAGACGGCCACACAGAUCAAGUUCCCAUCCACGGGCAUGGACACGAUGCCCUACUGGAACCUGCUGCCCCCUAAGCGACCCAUCAAGGAGGUGCUGACGGACAUAUUUGCCAAGGUGCUGGAGAAGGGGUGGGUGGACAGUCGCUCCAUCCACAUCUUUGACACCCUGCUGCACAUGGGAGGCGUCUACUGGUUCUGCAACAACCUGAUUAAGGAGCUCUUAAAGGAGACCCUGAAGGAGCACACGCUGCGGGCAGUGGAGCUGCUCUAUUCUGUCUUCUGCCUGGACAUGCAGCAGGUGACACUGGUCCUGCUGGGCCACAUCCUGCCUGGCCUGCUCACUGACUCCUCCAAGUGGCACAGCCUCAUGGGCCCCCCUGGCACCGCCCUCAACAAGUUAGUCGUCUGGUGUGCCCUGAGUUCCUAUUCCUCCCACAAGGGACAGGCAUCCUCCCGCCAAAAGAAGCGACACCGUGAAGACAUUGAGGAUUAUAUCAGCCUCUUCCCCUUGGACGACAUGCAGCCCUCGAAGCUGAUGCGACUGCUGAGCUCCAAUGAGGAAGACGCCAACAUCCUUUCCAGUCCCACUGACAGGUCCAUGAGCAGCUCCUUGUCGGCCUCCCAGCUCCACACCGUCAACAUGAGAGACCCACUGAACCGAGUCCUGGCCAACUUGUUCCUGCUCAUUUCCUCCAUCCUGGGCUCUCGGACUGCCGGCCCCCACACCCAGUUUGUGCAGUGGUUCAUGGAGGAGUGUGUGGACUGCCUAGAGCAGGGCAGCCGAGGCAGCAUCCUGCAGUUCAUGCUUACCACUGUAUCAGAAUUGGUAAAGGUGUCAGCCAUGUCCAGCCCCAAGGUGGUUCUGGCCGUCACGGACCUCAGCCUGCCCCUGGGCCGCCAGGUGGCUGCCAAAGCCAUUGCUGCACUCUGAGGGGCUUGGAGUGUCCGCAGGAGCCCUCUGGGAGGGUUCCAGCCCCAGGCGCCUCGAAAGGGAACAGUGAAGAAAGAUGAGACAUCAUUGCUCAUAUCCACAUGAU